This is a messenger RNA of Oldenlandia corymbosa var. corymbosa, 789 nucleotides long. Lineage: Eukaryota; Viridiplantae; Streptophyta; Magnoliopsida; Gentianales; Rubiaceae. The record is from the annotation of a GenBank genome assembly.
AUGGGUACAACUCGAAUCUCGAAAUUAAAAUGCAUUCAGAUUCGCCCCAGCUAUGACCGGAUCUUGAAUUCGAGACUGGAUGGGGCCUACUUUUAUGAACUAAGCUCUCUCGAGUUUCUUGCUAUCACAACAGGAAGAGGCUGGGGAAAUGGAGUGGUGGUGAGUUGGCAAGACGGGAGAGGAAUCGGAGAAUCCAGCGUUGCUUUCUUCAGAAAGGCCUGUCCACAGAGCUCCCUACCCUUUGUUCGUCAACCUUGGACCGGCUAUGAGGAACCCUCCCCAGUCCCCAUACACCUCUCCACAUAAUCAAGCAUGCCGACCUUAUCAACAUGGCGUGAAUAUUGCGGCCACAAUUAAUAUAUAGUCGAAAAGGAAUUGUACUGUCUCCUUUCAGCCAUCAUGACAAGAACGCAAAGGAUAUUCAACUUUUUGCAACAACAUCAAUAAAGCUCUAUUGUCGUUUGGUGAUAUUAUUAGAUUUAUGUGAAAUUGUAUAUAAGAUAUUAUUUACUUUCUAAUCAAAUUAGUCAGAAAUUGUAUCUUAGAUGCUUACUGUAGACUAAGGGCAUUAAGAAUUAGGCUUGAAAAUGAAUGUGUUUGUUUUAAUUUAAUUUAUAGGCUUCAGCUUGGAGUCAUGUUUUCUUAUGUGGUCCACCAAAUUUCAGAUGUAACUCUUAUCAAUAAAUUCAUGGAAAACUACUAUUUUACUUUGAACUUAGUAUCUCAAACAUACAAAAAGAAAAAAAAAAUAAUGUUACAAACUUACCUUAGUUUGGCAGCUUGCAAAGC